Dictyostelium discoideum AX4 is the source of this 1392-nucleotide messenger RNA. RefSeq lists its product as hypothetical. Lineage: Eukaryota; Evosea; Eumycetozoa; Dictyosteliales; Dictyosteliaceae. The transcript has a single exon. The record is from RefSeq and is a predicted model, not a curated record. Bases 1 to 1392 code for a protein of 463 amino acids.
AUGGAAGGCGAGUUAUUCUUUAAAGUUUGGAGGAAUUUAUAUCUAAAGAGAACAAUAUUUCACCAUUUAUAUUUAUAUAAUAUAGUAAAUGAGCAUUGUAGUAUAGGUUCAAAUUGGUUUUGUAAAAAGUCUUUACAAUUAUUUAAAUAUCCAACAUACAUAAAAGAACUACAUUAUUUUAGUAAUACAACAAAUAAUAAUACAAUAACUGAUUUAGAAUUUCAUGAAACUUAUUCAAUUGAUAAUCAAUUAUUAUUUAAUAAAUUAAUAAAAUCACAAAUAGAACAACCAGAAAAUAAUAAUAAUAGUAAUAAUAAUAAUGAAAAUAAUAAUAAUGAAGAUGAAGAAUUUGGUAUUAUAAUACCAUCUUCAAUUGAAAAAUUAAUAAUUCAUUCAAAUAAUAAAUUAUAUUGUGGAUUUAUACCAAAUACAGUGAAACAUUUAAUAUUUGAUACAGAGUUCUCACAAUCUAUAGAUAUUGGUAUAAUACCAGAAGGUGUUGAAAUAAUAGAAUUUCAAAUAUAUCAAAAUUCACAUACACUUUUACCAAAUUCAUUACCAAAAACUUGUAAAACUUUAAUAUUUGGUAAAGUUUAUUUUAAAGAAAUUAAUUAUAAGAAUGAACAAGAGGAAGGAGAACAACAACAACAACAACAAGAACAACAACAACAAGAAGAAGAAGAAGAAGAAGAAGAAGAGUAUGAUAAUGAAGGAAUAGAAAAGAAUAAUAAUAAUAAAGAAAAAGAAGAAGAAGAGGAAGAGAAUUAUAAUGAUGAAGAUGAUUAUAUAUUCCCAUUAAUAAAUGGAUCUAUACCAAAUUCAAUAACAUCAUUAGAUAUGGGUAAUUUUAAUUUAAAUUUACCAUUAUUUCAAUUAUUACCAAAUUCAAUAAAAGAAUUAAAAUUUCAUGAUUUUAAACAACCUUUUAAAAUACCAAAAUCCAUCAUUCAUUUAAAUUUAGGAAAUUAUUUCAAUAAUACAAUUGAUAGUAGUAGUAGUAGUAGUAGUAGUAGUAGUAGUAGUAGUAGUAGUAGUAGUAGUAGUAGUAGUAGUAGUAGUAGUAGUAGUAGUAGUAGUAGUAGUAGUAGUAGUAGUAGUAGUAGUAGUAGUAGUAGUAGUAGUAGUAACAAUAAUAAUAAUAACUUGGAAUCAAUAAACUUUGGUGAUUCAUAUAAUCCAAUUGAUUUUAAUUAUCAAUCAUUACCAAAAUCAUUAAAAUCAUUAGCAUUUGGAUUAUCUUUUCAAACAUUAUUACCAAUUGAAUUAUUAAAUUAUUUUAAUCAAUUAAAAUCAAUUUCAUUAUCUAAAAAUUAUACAAAUGUAAUACCGAAAUUAUUAUUACCAAUUAUUAAAUUUAAAGAUGAAGAUAAUAGAAAAUAUUAUGGUGUUUAA